Molecule: messenger RNA, 1550 nt
Organism: Trichoderma citrinoviride
Lineage: Eukaryota; Fungi; Ascomycota; Sordariomycetes; Hypocreales; Hypocreaceae
Product: amidase
Exons: 3
Coding region: 1-1527 (508 amino acids)
Biological process (GO): mitochondrial translation; glutaminyl-tRNAGln biosynthesis via transamidation
Cellular component (GO): glutamyl-tRNA(Gln) amidotransferase complex; mitochondrion
Molecular function (GO): glutaminyl-tRNA synthase (glutamine-hydrolyzing) activity
Source: RefSeq, a predicted model, not a curated record
AUGACGGCGGCUCUUGUUCGCCGUACGGCUCUCACUCAUAAUAGAUGGACUGUGAGGCAUAACCGCUCCAUUGGCCAGUGGCCUCCACGGCGGUCACAGAGCACCUUCAACCACUUUGUGGCAAGCACCAAGCUCCAGCCAAGCUCUCCACCGCCGCAGCUAAAGUCCGAUGCGAAGCCUUUUAGACUUGCCGUCAAGGACAACAUCACCACGGAAGAGUUCCCGACGCAAUGCGCCUCGGGCAUCCUAGGCCAACAUGCCUCUCCCUUCGAAGCCACGAUUGUGCGCCAGCUCCGGGCACGCGGGGCAUCUAUAGUUGGAAAAACGAACAUGGAUGAGUUUGGCAUGGGCUCGCACUCCACGCACUCCAUUCACGGGCCGGUCCGAAAUCCCUUGGCGGCCACCGGCGAGGAUGUGUCCGCGGGAGGCAGCUCCGGAGGCAGUGCGGUGGCAGUUGCGGUUGGCGAUGCAGAUGUUGCGCUCGGCACGGAUACGGGUGGCUCAGUCAGGCUGCCGGCUGCGUAUACUGGCAUUGUUGGGUACAAGCCCAGCUACGGCAUGCUCUCGAGGUUCGGCGUUGUGCCGUACGCAAACUCAUUGGACACUGUUGGCUUGCUUGCGCGAGACGUCGAGCUCAUCCGGAAACUGGUGUUCGACACGGGGCUGUGCGAAGAACACGAUCCCAACGAUCCCACCUCCUUGAGUGUCGCGACCCGCCAACGCUGUUCCAAAGCGUCCUCUCCAAACAUCUCGGACUUGUCCCAGCUUACCAUUGGCAUCCCCGUCGAAUACAACAUCGCCGAGCUGGACCCUUCCAUACGUGAGGCUUGGAUUGCUACGGCCUCAGCCUUAGAGUCACAAGGCGCUCGUGUAGUUCCGGUAUCUCUUCCUUCAACAAAGGAAGCCCUCUGCGCAUACUACAUCCUCGCCCCGGCCGAGGCGUCCUCCAACUUGGCCAAAUACGACGGAGUGCGAUACGGCAUUCGCGGGUCUGAAGGAGAUGCCGCCGGAGAAACCCUCUACUCCGAAACUCGCGGCGCUGGCUUUGGUGCCGAAGUCAAGCGCCGUAUCCUCCUGGGAACCUAUAGCCUCAGCUCCGAAGCCAUGGACAACUAUUUUAUCCAAGCGCAGAGGAUACGCCGGCUCAUCCAGCGGGACUUUGACAGAGUCUUCAAGCUGGAUAACCCGCUCUACGAACCCAGGCAGUUUGACCUGAGCGAAAUGUCUUCCGAUACCGCUCUCGAAGAUAAGCAAGGGCCUGUACAGGUUGAUUUCUUGCUGUCGCCGACUGCGCCGACAUACCCGCCCAAGCUGAGCGAUAUUCAGAAGCGCAGCAGCGUCGAUGUGUACAUGAACGACGUCCUUACUGUUCCGGCCAGUCUUGCUGGUCUGCCUGCCGUUAGUGUUCCGGUCAAGAUUGACCAAGGCCACCAAUUCCCUGCUGGACUCCAGUUGAUUGCACAGUACUGGGACGAUAGAAGAUUGUUGGCGUUGGCAGACAAGGUGGUGAAGCUAAUGGCGGCAUGAUUUGGCUUGUAUUAUAUUGAUGA